UCUUUUCUUCUUCUUCUUCUUCUUCCUUACAUCGUUUAGAAUAAACACAAAAAAGUUUUUCUACGAGUAGCAUACAGAUCACGAGCCUGGAUUGUGGCUUGAUUCUCCAUGCGCUGAAUCGCCUACUUCCGGCUAUUGCUUCUAUACCGUGCCGUCGAUUAACCCUUCUCCGUUCAAGCUUCGACUCGCAGCGAUAUUUGUGCUGGGAUAAUUAGACAAAAUGACGUCAUCUGCUUCUACAGCUACUCCCGUCAAGCAUGCCUUUGACCGGCGUGUUCAAGAUGUCAAGUCUCCCAAAAGUGAUAUCAACGCUCUGAUACUGGACUAUCUUACUAUGGAAGGGUAUCCGAAUGCGGCAGCAAACUUUUCUAAGGAAGCCAAUCUCGAACCUCACCAGGACACACAGUACAUUAUCGCGAGGCAGGAAAUCCAGAACUGCAUCCAUAGUGGAGAUAUCAAGACGGCAAUAACGACACUCAAUGAGUUUGAUCCACAGAUUCUAGAUGGAGAUAAGGCACUUCACUUCACCUUGCUACGACUUCAACUCAUUGAACUCAUACGCGCUUGUAAUGCGAGUGGUGAUAUUCAACCUGCCCUCACGUUCGCUACUGAGGAACUGGGCCCCAAAGCACCCACGAACCCUAAGUUUCUAGAAGACUUGGAGAGGACCAUGGCACUGCUCUUAAUUCCAUCAGACGCGCGCGAGCCCCAAUUAGCAGCUUUGCUAGAGCCAGAGUUGCGACGAGAAGUUGCAGACAGCGUAAACCGGGCGAUCCUUGAAAGGCAAUCCCGAAGACGUGAAGCAGCUAUACGUCAGCUCGUCAGAAUGCGUGUCUGGGCUGAAAAUACUGCCCGAGACAAGCGUAAAAACCUACCUGACCGACUGGAUAUUGGCUUGAACGGAGAAGAACCCGACAGCCCUAGACCUCACAUCGGAAACGGCCAUGACCCCAUGAUUACAACGUGACAUUGAUACCCGACCUGGAGGCAUGUUCAAAGAGUAGUAUUUUUGAUUGUGUGGCGCUGUUCUUCGUCCAACUAGCGCUCGGCGUUUGGGAUAAUAUUCACAUUCUUAUGGUAAGGAUUAAGACUAAGACAAAGGGUGUCUGUAAGGCGUUCUGAAGAGGCUGUCAUAUAUAGGCUGUGGACCUCGACAGCGUUCUAGAGGCAAGGUCAAUUAUUUAUUCAUCACAUACGGCAUUUCACGCGUGACAUUGCCUA
Fusarium redolens is the source of this 1221-nucleotide messenger RNA. Its product is annotated as CTLH/CRA C-terminal to lish motif domain-containing protein. The record is from RefSeq and is a predicted model, not a curated record. Gene Ontology annotation, biological process: proteasome-mediated ubiquitin-dependent protein catabolic process. The transcript has 4 exons. Lineage: Eukaryota; Fungi; Ascomycota; Sordariomycetes; Hypocreales; Nectriaceae. Gene Ontology annotation, cellular component: nucleus; cytoplasm. Gene Ontology annotation, molecular function: protein binding. Bases 221 to 967 code for a protein of 248 amino acids.